Toxotes jaculatrix (banded archerfish) is the source of this 2630-nucleotide messenger RNA. It is a transcript of the gene dram1, whose product is annotated as DNA-damage regulated autophagy modulator 1. Gene Ontology annotation, biological process: regulation of autophagy. Gene Ontology annotation, cellular component: lysosome. Lineage: Eukaryota; Metazoa; Chordata; Actinopteri; Toxotidae. The record is from RefSeq and is a predicted model, not a curated record. Bases 224 to 934 code for a protein of 236 amino acids. The transcript is spliced from 7 exons.
CUGUAUACUGUAUAUCAAUUUAUUGGCAGAGGCCAAGUUCAUUCUUGCUCACACACCACCAUAUGACGGUAACAGACUUCAUCAGAUUUCGCAGAAACAGCAGCAGACUCAACCCUGAUCCUGGACCAGCAUUAAACCUGAAUUUCUCAUCGUAUGGCUCUACUUACUUUGCGCAUACGUGCGACAGCGUUUUCUGGAAGUUCCGCGUAAAACUCUCCCUGAGAUGUUUUGGUUCAUGCAAGGACUGUGUUGUCUGCCAGUGUUUCUGGUCAUCUGGUCCUCCAGCACUUUCAUUAUUUCCUACUUAAUUGCGAUUUACAGAGAUGAUGUGGAUCUAAUCUUUCCAUACAUAAGUGACACAGGUGCAAACCCCCCGGAGAGCUGCAUUUUUGGCCUGAUGACAUUCAUUUCUGCGUGCGCAGGUAUAGCCACCAUGUAUGCCAGAUACAAGUUUGUGGAGAAGCUGAGUGAAGAAACCAGGGUGGUGAGCGCAAGUCUCAAUAGAGCAGCUCUGGUGUUUGGGAUGAUCUCCUGUUUCAGCAUGUGCAUUGUUGCAACUUUCCAGGAAACAGCCAUGACAGGAGUUCAUGAUGCAGGAGCUCUGCUGUUCUUUGUCUCUGGUGUCUUAUAUUUAAUCUUACAGUCAGUGAUUUCAUAUCAUGCCAAUCCUUUUGGAUCCUCCGUGAAUGUGUGUCGAGUACGUCUGUUCAUCGCCAUCCUAGCUCUCGUGGCACUUUUCCCCACUGUCAUCUGUGCGAUUUUUGUGAAACAAACUACACUUCACAGAGACAGAGAGGACAAGGACUAUCCCUUCCAUCUGGCCAGUGCUGUAUGUGAGUGGGUUGUUGCUUUCAGCUUCGUCUGCUUCUUCCUCACAUACAUCGAUGAUUUCAAACUGUUUACCUUACGAGUGAAAACCGAGUAUGAGGAGUAGUCUUGAUGUCCAACUCCCAGCAGAACUUUUGUAUGAAUAUUAGGGUUUUUUUCAGAGCUGCAUUUUUUAUUGUGAGGCUUUUAUUCUCAUGUAUUUUUGUACACAAGGCUUUUAUAACAUCAUGUGUUAUGUGCCACCUGACUGAAUUUGUUAGUAGAAUAGGUAUUUUUUACAUUGUUAUUUAUACAUUUUAUACAACCGGCUGUCUGUCAGGUGCGACGUCGUAAGAAAAAAAAAACUGACCACAGUCUGUAUCUUUAUACUUUUUAUACGAUGACAUUUCAUUACCAGUGUACUCAUUGCCACCUGUAUUCAGUCAACCGUCACUUUGCACUUUGCACUCUUGACUCUUGCCACACUGGUGUGACACGUCUUGUCAGACCUGUGACCACUAAUAAGAGAAGUUCAUCACACAGUGAACACAUGAUCGCUGCACACGUGGUUCAAUUCCAGUCAAACUAUUAACAUAUAUUUCUGUGGGUCUGUGGUUAGUACUGAUGUUUAUGUGAGGCUACUGUAUGUUUUAUGUACACCAGAAAACUUUCUUAAGUAUUACUUCAAAUGGGACUGUUAUUCAAAAGCUGCCAGUUCCUUAACAGAAGUUGUAUUAUUAUUAUUAUUAUCAUGAUUUUUUAGCAUUUUCCAGUUGUGUUUUCUGUGGAUCGCUGUACUGUUGUGACAACAAAUAAGGGAAAAACACUCCUUCUGUGGUUGUUCUAUUUCAGAGUUUAGUUGUGGUACUUACUGUGCACUCCUUAUGCUAAAUGGUAUCAGGUGAUGCUGUUGUGUGGUUUUACAGUGCAGCUAUGGAUGUUACUUUGCACGUAUCUCAUUCCUGGAAUCAGCUCGUGCAAGAGGAAUCAGGCUUCUUAGUAAAAGUAAUUAGGGUAUUUCGUUAAUUGAUUUGCUCAGUAUAUCUGCCAAAUUUAAUUUCUAUAGUAAACAGGAAUCGAAGUUGAUUAGAAUCAAAGACAUUUGUUCAGUGUACUGUCCCUCAGCCUUAGAGUAGUGGUUAUCAACUUAUUAUGCCUCAGAACACAAUGAAUGUCUUCUUGUGACAACUUCAUCACAGGUUAAUGUAAACAUGAGCCUUAAACAGUGUAACUGAAGACUGACUUUUCCUUCUCAAAUUGUUUAAUUUGUAAGAUUUUCAGAGGAUUUUAAAAAAGAUGUACAUAUUAUCAAGCCCUAGGUCGGGAGCCACUGGCUUAGAGCACACUGGCAGUACUGUAGCCAUUAUUUUGCAUUGACACAAUCAAAAUCACUGGGGACACAAGAAAAACUAAGGGUAGAGACUGUAAGGGCCUCUGAGACAAAUUCUCAAUUCUUUAUUAGGGGAUUAAUAAAUAGAACUGACUUGACACAAGAAAAUAAAGGUGUGAAAGUGGUCAGAAGUGUUUGCUCUUGAUAUUACACUUGAGCCUGAGUAUUGGCUGAUAGGCAUCAUAUCAGCAGCCAGUAGCUGUGGGAGAUCCUUGGUGGGAUUAACAUAUAGCAUUCCAAAGAGAGAAAUCCUGUGCUGUAAUGUUUAAGUGGAAAGAGUGGAGGUCACAUACAGAAUACAGAUUAUUAACUUUUUCACUACAGAUACUGUAUUUACAAGGGAAAUGUUCUGUAUUUUUGCUUGUAAAAUAAUGUACUGCACACAUUAUAAGGCCCCACUGAGCUGAAUAAUAAAGAUGCACUUUUUUAAGCA